Pezoporus occidentalis (night parrot) is the source of this 1062-nucleotide messenger RNA. It is a transcript of the gene PPP5C, whose product is annotated as protein phosphatase 5 catalytic subunit. Gene Ontology annotation, molecular function: hydrolase activity; protein binding. The record is from RefSeq and is a predicted model, not a curated record. The transcript has 9 exons. The annotation marks the transcript as partial. NCBI's taxonomy places the organism in Eukaryota, Metazoa, Chordata, Aves, Psittaciformes, Psittacidae.
CAGGCCGUUCGCUUCUACAGCAGCGCCAUCGAGCUGGCCCCGGGCAACGCCGUCUACUACGGGAACCGGAGCCUGGCGCACCUGCGGGCCGAGAGCUACGGCGCCGCCCUGGCGGACGCCACGCGCGCCCUGCAGCUCGACAGCGCCUACCUCAAGGGCUACUACAGGAGGGCGGCCAGUUACAUGGCUCUGGGCAGGUUCCGGGCCGCCCUCAGGGACUAUGAGAUGGUGGUGAAGGUGCGGCCCCACGACAAGGACGCCAAGCUCAAGUACCAGGAGUGCCACAAGCUGGUCAAGCAGAAGGCCUUCGAGCGCGCCAUCGCCUCCGACGAGCACAAGCGCUCCGUGGUCGACUCCUUGGACAUCGAGAGCAUGACCAUCGAGGACGAGUACAGCGGCCCCAAGCUGGACGAUGGCAAAGUGACCUUGGCCUUCAUGAAGGACCUGAUGCAGUGGUACAAGGACCAGAAGAAGCUCCAUAGGAAAUGUGCCUACCAGAUCCUGGUGCAGGUGAAGGAGGUGCUCUCCAAGCUCCCCACACUGGUGGAAACCACGCUGCAGGAGACGGAGCAGGUGACGGUGUGUGGGGACACCCAUGGGCAGUUCUAUGAUCUGCUGAACAUCUUCGAGCUCAACGGGCUGCCCUCCGAGUCCAACCCUUAUAUCUUCAACGGGGACUUUGUGGACCGCGGCUCCUUCUCGGUCGAGGUGAUCCUCACCCUCUUCGGCUUCAAGCUGCUCUACCCCGAGCACUUCCACCUCCUCCGGGGGAACCACGAGACGGACAACAUGAACCAGAUCUACGGCUUCGAGGGUGAGGUGAAGGCCAAGUACACGGCGCAGAUGUUCGCGCUCUUCAGCGAGGUCUUCGAGUGGCUCCCCUUGGCCCAGUGCAUCAACGGCAAAGUGCUGAUCAUGCAUGGGGGGCUCUUCAGCGAGGACGGGGUCACCCUCGAUGACAUCCGCAAGAUCGAGAGGAACCGGCAGCCUCCGGACUCAGGCCCCAUGUGUGACCUGCUCUGGUCGGACCCACAGCCUCAGGUGAGGUCAUGGCUGGUGCUG